This is a messenger RNA of Austrofundulus limnaeus, 1363 nucleotides long. Its product is annotated as calcium/calmodulin-dependent protein kinase type II subunit beta. Gene Ontology annotation, molecular function: calcium/calmodulin-dependent protein kinase activity; calmodulin binding; ATP binding. NCBI's taxonomy places the organism in Eukaryota, Metazoa, Chordata, Actinopteri, Cyprinodontiformes, Rivulidae. The record is from RefSeq and is a predicted model, not a curated record. Gene Ontology annotation, biological process: protein phosphorylation.
GAGCCACAGACUACUGUAAUCCAUAAUCCAGUAGACGGGACUAAGGAGUCGUCUGACAGCAGCAACACCACUAUCGAAGACGAAGAUGUGAAAGCUCGCAAACAGGAGAUAAUAAAGAUCACAGAGCAGCUGAUCGAAGCUGUCAACAAUGGAGACUUUGAAGCCUACGCGAAGAUCUGUGACCCUGGUCUGACCUCGUUUGAACCUGAGGGGCUGGGAAACCUGGUGGAGGGGAUGGACUUUCAUAGAUUUUACUUUGACAAUCUGCUUUCUAAGAACAGCAAACCCAUCCACACCACCAUCCUCAACCCUCACGUGCACAUCAUCGGAGAUGACGCAGCCUGCAUCGCCUACAUUCGCCUGACACAGUUUGUGGACAGCCAGGGUCGACCUCGCUCUAGCCAAUCAGAAGAGACUAGAGUAUGGCACCGCAGGGACAGCCGGUGGCAAAACGUCCACUUCCACUGUUCAGGAGCCCCUGCUGCACCACUGCAGGGAUGAGGCAGCAGCUGGAGGUAAAUCGUAGCUGAAGAGAACUAAGUCCAUGAUCCGAAGAAGAGCCCAUCAGUGUGGAGUGAGGAGGGCAGGUGGAGGAUGUGGGAACAGGUCGUCCUCCUGCUCUCCACACGUCCACCUUGUUCCUCCCUCUCUGCUGCAGACGGUCCCACCAACACCACAUCAGCUGCACCAAGGAGACCCCGUCACCCUGAGAACCCUCCACCCCCUCCAGCCGCCCCGUCUGUGGCUCCACCCGAUCCUGUCAGCCUCCCGUGUGCUGUUCUCUUUGUUUUCCCCUCUCUGCCACUGUAAAGUUAUAUUCUCGGUGUUCUUAUGGCUGCAGUUUAUUGUUGUGCUCUUUUAAAUGUACAGUAUAUUUAUGAACAAUUUGAAUCUUUUUUUAUGAUGGGCAUGAGUCUUACCUGCAUUCCUAAUCUUACCUGUGGUUCUUUUGCACGACCAAAGCUGCUUGUGUGAACCAAUGAGUCAGAACCACCAAUCUGACCGACAGAUUUAAUGUGUUCUCCUGACCCCUCUGAUCCGAUCUGUGGCAUAAACCCUGCAGCAUGCUAAGCUAUUCUCUGUGAGCUGAACGUUACACACCUCAGUCAGACCCUGCUGUUCAUGUACCUUUACAGGUUUAUUGUAGUGAUUUACUUGCAUGAUAUCCAGAGUUAAAAAAUACUAAGUUGGAUGUUUUAUUGUGCAUUUUUCUCUUUUUUGGACUGAACUGCUGGUGAGUUUUGUUCUGUUGCCUCUGUGUUUACGUGUGAUGGGGAUCUUGAAGGCAUUUUUGACUCAGCACUGGCUUCAGAUCAGGUUAAAAAUGGCUGCUUAUUGUUUCAUAAACAAAAGAAAAACAAAA